Nylanderia fulva is the source of this 2305-nucleotide messenger RNA. NCBI's taxonomy places the organism in Eukaryota, Metazoa, Arthropoda, Insecta, Hymenoptera, Formicidae. The record is from RefSeq and is a predicted model, not a curated record.
CUUUGAAGACAUUACUGAGAAUGACAGAAAAUUGUUAGCAAAUCAAUAUGAACAUUUUGAUAUUAUGAGUAUUACAAUGAAGUAUGAUAAUUGGCGUCGCGAUGAGACAUUAAAAUCAGUUCUACCAGAAAAUAUUCAAGUUCCUACGGCAUACACAUUAGUAGGACAAAUUGUGCAGUUGAAUUUACGUGAUGUACAUUUGCCAUAUAAAACUAUUAUUGGUCAAAUAUUUCUCGACAAGACACCAAAUGUGCGAACAGUAGUAAAUAAGACGAAUACGAUUGAUACAACGUUUCGAUAUUUUGCUAUGGAGAUUCUGGCCGGUGAAAAGAAUACAAUAACAAUUACAAAAGAACAUGGCUGUACAUAUCAGUUCGAUUUUGCACAAGUUUAUUGGAAUUCACGUUUGUCUACGGAACACACACGAAUGAUAACAUUUAUGGCGCAAGGUGAUGUUCUGUACGAUGUAUUUGCAGGAGUAGGACCCUUCGCUAUUCCUGCCGCACGUAAAAAAAUCCAAGUACUUGCUAAUGACUUGAAUCCUGAGUCUUACAAGUGGCUUCAAAGAAAUGCUACUAUUAAUAAGAAGAAUAUGUCGCAACGGAUAUAUCGUCCAUGUACAGCGUGUUUAAUAACUGUGGGAGAUGAAAUUUUACGUGGACAAAUAGUUGAUACUAAUACAUCAUACCUGGCAAAAAACUUGACUGCUGCAGGAAUAAGACUACAAAAAGUCACAGUGGUCCCUGAUGUUGUGGAUGAUAUUGCUGAAGAAAUAAAUAGUGCCUCAAAACAGUAUUCUGUUGUAUUUACAUCUGGUGGUGUUGGGCCUACUCAUGAUGAUGUAACUUACAAAGCUGUAGCAAAGGCUUUUGAAUUAAGACUCGAAUUUCAUCAGGAAUUGUUUGACCUAUAUAGACAAUUGAUUCCUGGGCAAAAAGAAGUGAAACGACUUGCUAUUGUUCCUAGUUCUUGUGAAAUUAUCAAAAUCAAUUCUACGGAAAUUUUCGCGGUAAUAAGCGUAAGAAACGUUUAUCUACUACCUGGUUCACCAAAAUACUUUGAACCUGCUGCAGAUGUAAUAAUUUCUCGACUGAGAGGAUGCACGCCACUACACUAUGAACAUAUAGAUAUUGAGUUGGAUGAACUAUCAAUAGUAAAUAUUUUAGAUAAACAGUCAAAACGUUGGAAUGGCAAAGUGAAAAUUGGCAGUUAUCCGCAAUCAGAGCCGCAAACUUUUACAAGAAUUAUUUUGGAGGGAUCUAAGGAAGCAAUUGCGGAAGCAAGAGAGGAAUUUUUAUACUACCUGCCGAUACAAAAGAUUAUGGAUCUAAAACACGGGUUUGGUCGUUUUCAAAUGAAUGCUAUUCUGGAAGAUAGUAAAAAUGAAAUGCACGUUAAAUGCGCAUUAGAUAUAUUAAAUGAAUGCUAUAAUAGAUAUAAUUCAGAUGAAGUAUUCAUUAGUUUUAAUGGUGGUAAAGAUUGUACAGUAGUCUUGCAUUUAGCUGCUACCAUCGCCAAGUCACGUAAUAUUUCAUCCUUAUUAUGUUUAUAUGUAACCAGUGAUUCCUUUCCAGAGGUGGAAACGUUUGUGGAGUCGGCUUCUCAGUAUUAUGGUUUGGAAAUAAUACGAAAGCAACGGCCGAUACGAUCCGCGUUGUCCGCGUUAUUGGAGGAAAGAUGUAAUUUGAAAGCAAGUCUCAUGGGGGUAAGGAAAGGUGAUCCGGGUUCUGAAAAUCUACAGCCAUUUGCGCCCACCGAUUCAGACUGGCCACAAUUGAUACGCGUUAAUCCUAUCUUGCAUUGGUCUUACAAUCAAGUAUGGUCAUUCUUAUUGAAGCACAACAUUCCUUAUUGUUCACUCUAUGAUCAAGGAUACACGAGUAUCGGCAACAAAAGUACAACGACGCGAAAUCCGUUGUUAAAAGAUCCUAACAACCCCUCGUUUUAUUUACCAGCAUAUACUUUGCACGAUAAAUCUGCCGAAAGAGAAGGCAGAUACAAUAAAGCGUAAAUUUAAUAGAAUUUAAAAAAAUGGAUGAUUAUAUACGCGUACAUACAUACAUCAUAUGCGUAUUCAAUUGGUUAAUAUCAGUUAUUAUUGUUAAUUAUUUUAUUAUUAAUUAUUACUAUUAAUUAUUAAUAUUAAAUUCUUUCUCAUAAAUUAAUUUUUAUUCCUACAGUCGUAUUAAUUGUGCUACGGGCAACAUUAUUCUGCAAAUAGACAUAAAAUUUUAUAAUUUGAUGAUUUGGAUAUUAUCCAUGCUUUUAUGUAAUUUUUAAAAAUAAAUUAUUUUGAAUAUUUGAA